This is a messenger RNA of Bolinopsis microptera, 1701 nucleotides long. RefSeq names its product ras-related protein Rap-1b-like. Gene Ontology annotation, biological process: signal transduction. Lineage: Eukaryota; Metazoa; Ctenophora; Tentaculata; Lobata; Bolinopsidae. Gene Ontology annotation, cellular component: plasma membrane. The transcript is spliced from 7 exons. Bases 16 to 603 code for a protein of 195 amino acids. The record is from RefSeq and is a predicted model, not a curated record. Gene Ontology annotation, molecular function: GTPase activity; GTP binding; GDP binding.
ACAAAUAAUUUGAGGAUGGCUAUGAGAAGAGAAUACAAGCUUGUCAUCCUGGGGGCGGGAGGUGUUGGAAAAUCAGCCCUCACAAUGCGACUUGUCCAGGGAGUCUUUGUGGAGAAAUACGAUCCGACAAUUGAAGAUUUCUAUAGGCAUCAGAUAGAGGUGGACGGUGCUCCCUGCACUCUGGAAAUACUCGAUACUGCAGGAACCGAACAGUUUGCAGCUAUGCGGCAACUUUACAUUGCUAACGGACACGCUUUUGCGCUUGUGUACUCCAUCGACAGUCAGGCAUCUUUUCUGGAACUCCAGACGAUACACCAACAAAUAGUGGACGUGAAGAGCUCGAGUCAGGUAGCUAUGGUUCUGGUUGGGAACAAGUGUGAUAUGGAGAUGGACAGAGAGGUCAGCAAGGAGCAGGCUGAUCAGCUGGCUACACGAUCGUGGAACUGUAGUUUUAUAGAGACCAGUGCUAAAACAGACACUAACGUGAGGGAACUGUUCGUGGAGUUGGUCAGGAAGACUAACCAGUACAUGGGCAUGACCCAGAAAACCACUAAGAAUAGCAGCAGGAAGGGAAUCAGGAAGUUUAAGUGCGAAAUCUUAUGAGCGCCUUGUUUUUGGCGUGGUAGGAAUGCAGACUUAAGACGGAUUUUUACACGAACGACGCUUAAUUCGAUUAUUCAGGGCUUUGAUUCUGUGUAUAUAUUUUAAUAGAUUAUAAUAUAGAGUUUAAUACAGGUGAUGAUGAUAAUGAUACAAGUUGAUCUCUGAUGACUGUAAUAAGAGCAUGUGGCUUUACUUUUCCUUUUUUCUCUUCAAUUUGUUUUAGCAUUUUAAACGGUUUACUUUUUGCUCUGAGAGUACUUUAAAAGUGAUUUUAACGGUUCGGGUUGUUUUUGUUAAGUUCAUCGAGUUUAGAAGAAUUUCCAUCAGUGCAUAUUUUUAAAGAUUUGGUUCAGACUUCAGAUUGAAUGGGUUGAAAUUUGAGUGCUUUUUUCUUGAAUCUAGUGAUCUCACGAUGAUCAUAGCAUUUAAUUCAUGGUUUUAACGCGAUUGCUUUAAUAAAUACGGCCCAAUUUAUGCUCCUAAAAAGUUGAAUUCGCAAUGAUUAAUAUUUGAAAAGUAAUGCUGGUGCAUGCAUAAUUUUUCUUUCAAGAUUUCACUGAAUUACUUUUUGUAAAUCGAACUUAAGUUCACGUUAAUCGUUCCUAAUUUAAUUACAAAUGGUCAAGGUCACCAUGGCAAUUAAUUAAUUACUUAAUUAAUUACUUCCUUACCAUAUUAAGGUGGAUUUGAUAGAAAGCUGAAUAUUGUACGAGCUGAAUGUCGCUACAUGGCCAGCUGUUUUUCAAGCUAUUUAUAUUAAACUUGGUUUUUGAUACGAUAAAUGAAAACCUUAAAUCUAUUGCUUUAUAAAUUGUACUAACGAUUGUAUCUACAUUACCCUUUGGAAUGCCAGAUUUUGAGCCUUUUUCGCAAGAUUUAUACAACAUGUUUAUCUUGAAGAGAACUCUUCUUGGAAGAAGAAUACAUGUUUAAACCUGAAGUGUAAGCAUGAUACUUGUGCAGUUUGCACUACAAAGCCGUACUUUAAUCCGGCUGACUUACAACUCUGAACUCUAUAAAACUUUACGAGAAAACGUUCCAUAGUGAAAAAGAGAGAUAGUGUUAGUUGUACAUUAUAAUUUGUUUAUAAAAACUCAA